Molecule: messenger RNA, 714 nt
Organism: Colletotrichum orchidophilum
Lineage: Eukaryota; Fungi; Ascomycota; Sordariomycetes; Glomerellales; Glomerellaceae
Exons: 2
Source: RefSeq, a predicted model, not a curated record
AGCACAACGCCACCACCGGCAUAUUACAGACUUUCGUAUGUCCAAAAAACGGUACACGAACACGACGGAAUUCGAUCAAAGGCCCAAAUCCGCCCCAACAUGAACAACACGAUGGCUGAACGCCCGGAGACGAUAGCAGAGAGCCUCAGGUUCGGCCAAAAGCAUUCUGAGUCUCGCCUCUCGAUCCCGACACCAGCACGUAUCCCACUGGCUGGGCUGAUUGGCUUUGGAAUCGGAACCACUCUGGGUCUCGCACAUGGAGGCCGGAUAGCUCAGCUGCGCUUCCGCGCCGAGCACGCGCACAAGAUGCCGACAACUACGACCGGGUGGUACCUCUAUCACAAAAGCAAGAAUUACCACACCAUGUACGGCGGCCUUAGGGAAGGCUUGACUAUGGGAGUUAGACUAAGCUUCUGGACUCUGAUGGCUUUCGGCUUGGAGAGCACCAUUGAUCGGUGUCGCGGCCAGAGCGAUCUCAUCAGUACUGUCUCGGCCAGCUUGACAGUGGCCGGUACUUUCAGUCUAUGGAACCGCUUCUCUCUUCCGACGGCGGCCCGCACCGCAAGAUAUGGUCUGCUGUUUGGACUGGUAUAUGGUGGAUUGCAAGACGCGGUUGGCCUUGCUCGGGGCCGUCGUAUUGGGUAUAUCGAAUCUCUCCGCCGGCGAUUUGGAUCUGGCAAGGCACCGAAAGCCGAUCAGCCGCAAAGUGGUUAA